Messenger RNA from Neoarthrinium moseri, 660 nucleotides. RefSeq lists its product as uncharacterized. The transcript has 4 exons. Gene Ontology annotation, cellular component: membrane. Gene Ontology annotation, molecular function: copper ion transmembrane transporter activity. Bases 1 to 660 code for a protein of 219 amino acids. The record is from RefSeq and is a predicted model, not a curated record. Gene Ontology annotation, biological process: copper ion transmembrane transport. Lineage: Eukaryota; Fungi; Ascomycota; Sordariomycetes; Amphisphaeriales; Apiosporaceae.
AUGUCGAUGGGCAUGACCGGUACUGCGACCGCCGCCAGCAGCGCAACCACAUCCGCCAUGUCCACGGAUAUGGGCAUGGACAUGGGAGGCGGCGCCUCCUGCAAGAUCUCCAUGCUCUGGAACUGGAACACGGUCGACGCGUGCUUCAUAUCCAAAAGCUGGCAGAUCACGUCCUCGGGCAUGUUCGCAGGGUCCUGCAUCGGCGUGAUCCUCCUGGUCAUGGCGCUGGAGAUGCUGCGCCGGGCAACGAAGGAAUACGACGGCUACCUCGUGCGCAAGCACAUCGCAUCUGUGGGACCCGCCAGCUCAGGAACCAGUUCGCCCCCGACGGCAGCUACGACCACGACUACAACAACGGCUGGGACCAAGGCAAGCCCCGGAUCGAGUGUCACGGACGAAAGAGGGGUUCCAGCGUGUGUUACAAGUGGUGACCGAGGUUUCCGGCCUUCGAUACUCGAACAGGCCGUUCGUGCGUUGCUUCACACGGUGCAGUUUGCAGUUGCGUACUUCAUCAUGCUGCUUGCCAUGUACUAUAACGGCUACUUCAUCAUCUGCAUCUUCAUUGGUGCAUACCUUGGUGCCUUCGUCUUCCAGUGGGAAGUCCUUGGAAGAGGCGCUUCAACAGGUGCAACCAAAGAGGCCACGGUGUGCUGCGGCUAG